Molecule: messenger RNA, 911 nt
Organism: Physella acuta
Lineage: Eukaryota; Metazoa; Mollusca; Gastropoda; Physidae
Source: RefSeq, a predicted model, not a curated record
UCUAGGCAUUACCUGUCGUCUCUGCGAUUUCUGCAGAGUGAGGUUGAUGCCGUGUUGGAUUUGGGAUGUGUUUACAUAUUAAAACAAAGUAGAGUGAAUCGGAAAGUUUCUUCGAAGCAGAUUAUUUUUCUAACAUGUGUAUUUUUUACUAUACUUUUACUAUACAAACUAAUGUAGUGAAGAAAUGACUGAUUCUCCAAUGCUCUAGAACCAGGAGCAGCACCCAGACCUAAAACUGACGUCACAUGUCCUUGCUACAAACAUGACGCCCACAACUGAUUUCAAAUCGCCACACGAAGAAGUAGUUACCAUCACUGAGCCUGUUCAAUCUGGUAGUAAAAACCCUACAAAGAUUGCCAAACUCAGCUUCGUCUUUUUUCUUGCAUCUGGAAUCAUUAACUGGUACUUCUUCAUAAUUGACAGCGAAUUCUAUAACUUUCACAGUAGAUCGAUCAACUUUUUCUAUAAACAAACUUCCAUCAACAACAGUGGCAUGAAAUUAUUAAUUGUUCUGGGCAACACCAUCGCUUAUGGAGUUAUCUACCUGCAAAUCUUUACCUGCAGGUCUAGAGGAAGCAAAGUCACUGCAAUGAUCGCUGCAUGUAUCUGUAUAGUUACAUCCACAUUCUGGUUAGUGGCGUUGAUCCUGAUGAAUACUAAAGCAAACCAGCCCAGGGGACAUGAGAAACCUGGCAUUUAUUUUGUCCUGAUCGUUGCUGCACAUUAUGCUCAAUUCAUUACUGGGUUGAGGAUGGUCGUGGAGAUGAUAAAUAUCACCUGAUAAGUGAAUUAAUAUAAAUAAAUGUGUGUGUGUGCUUGUCUUUCAGUCAAUGCAUAUGUACUAAAUAUAAUAUUAAGAGAUUAAGAGCAUAAAUGUUACAUAUGUGUGUAUACACAUAUGGUUUUAAAUA